CCCUCUCUCUGCUCUCCUACAAAAACAAAGCAACAAUAGAGAAAGAGAGAAACUUGGUUUCUCUGCAAUGCUGCGUUAGAUUCUGUACUUUUUUAGAUCUUGAACCCCCAUUUGUUCAAAGAAGUGUUGAUUUUCAACGGAUUCCAUUGCAAGCAAGUAGAGUACUGUGAUUGAGAAGAUGAGAAUCAACCUUUGUUGUCUUGUUCUUCUCGCUUUGGUUCUUGUUCAUGGCGUUAAUGGUGAGAACCCGUAUAGGUUCUUCACGUGGAAAAUCACUUAUGGCGAUAUCUACCCACUUGGUGUCAAGCAGCAGGGGAUCUUGAUUAAUGGGCAGUUUCCAGGACCAACCAUCGAUGCGGUUACUAAUGAUAACUUGAUUAUCAGUGUCUAUAACUACCUUAGAGAGCCAUUCCUGAUUUCUUGGAAUGGGAUACAGCAGAGGAGAAACUCAUGGCAAGAUGGAGUUUAUGGAACCACCUGUCCUAUCCCUCCGGGGAAAAACUUCACCUACAUCCUCCAAGCGAAGGACCAGAUUGGUAGCUUCUACUACUUCCCAUCACUUGGAUUCCACAAGGCUGCUGGAGCAUUUGGUGCAAUCCGGCUCUGGAGUCGUCCUCUGAUUCCUGUGCCUUUCCCCAAUCCCGCUGGAGAUUUCACUCUUUUGGUUGGGGACUGGUACAAGACUAAUCAUUAUAUAUUGAGACGCCUUUUGGACAGUGGACGCAAUCUUCCCUUCCCUGAUGGGCUUCUCAUCAAUGGUCGUGGAUGGAAUGGAAACACAUUUACAGUUCAACCGGGGAAGACAUACAGGUUCAGGAUAUCCAAUGUAGGGAUUGCUACUUCCAUUAACAUCAGAAUUCAAGGUCACAAGAUGAAACUGGUGGAGGUAGAGGGAUCUCAUACACUUCAGAAUACCUACGAUGCGUUUGAUCUCCAUCUUGGGCAGUCCUCUUCGUUUUUGGUCACUGCUGAUCAGGCGGCUCAGGAUUACUACAUUGUUAUAUCUUCACGCUUCACCACCCGUGUGCUCACCACAACUGCUGUUCUUCAUUAUAGCAAUUCGGGUAGAGGAGUUUCUGGUCCCAUCCCUGAAGGGCCAACUACUCAAAUUGCUUGGUCUCUCAGCCAAGCAAGAUCUAUACGUUGGAAUUUGACAGCCAGUGGGCCUAGACCCAAUCCCCAGGGCUCUUACCACUAUGGACUGAUCAAGACCAGCCAGACAAUCACUCUUGCAAAUUCUGCUCCUUUCAUUAAUGGCAAGCAGAGAUACGCUGUCAAUAGUGUUUCCUUUCUUCCCCCAGACACGCCAUUGAAACUUGCAGACUACUUCAAGAUUCCUGGGGUGUUCUAUGUGGGAAGCAUUCCAAGCAACCCCAAUUUUGGCAAUGGCUAUCUCCAAACCUCAGUCAUGGGGGCUAAUUUCCGCGAAUUUGUUGAGAUUGUCUUCCAAAACUGGGAGGAUAGUGUACAAUCAUGGCACAUAGAUGGUUAUUCCUUCUUUGUUGCGGGGAUGGAUGGAGGGCAGUGGACGGCUGCAAGUAGAGCACGCUACAACCUUCGAGACACUGUUGCCCGUUCCACUGUUCAAGUAUAUCCAAGGGCAUGGACUGCAAUAUACAUUGCAUUGGACAAUGUGGGAAUGUGGAACAUCAGGUCUGAAAACUGGGCAAGGCAAUACUUAGGCCAGCAGUUCUAUCUCAGGGUUUACACUUCUUCAAACUCAUGGAGAGAUGAGCUUCCGAUCCCAAAGAACGCUCUACUUUGUGGCAGGGCCAGAGGGCGUCGCACAAGGCCUCUUUGAGUGAAUUAGCUAGACAUAUUAUCGUGUCACGAAGGGGUGAUUAGUUAAUCUAAUUGUUUUCAUUGCGGGAGAUUGCAGAUUCAAGAGCUUUACUUGAGCUCUGAGUGAUUUUAGAGUUCCUGGUUGGUUUAUUAUAUUUCUAUUACCACCUGAUGGGAAUGCAUUGCUGCCUUUGUUAUCAUCUUGGAUUCAAUCCAAUGUGCAUAACUUGUUAUUUAUCCCACAAGACUACAAAAAAUGUUUGGAUAGAAUAAUCAGUUCUAACAAAAA
Tripterygium wilfordii is the source of this 2071-nucleotide messenger RNA. RefSeq names its product L-ascorbate oxidase homolog. The transcript has 8 exons. NCBI's taxonomy places the organism in Eukaryota, Viridiplantae, Streptophyta, Magnoliopsida, Celastrales, Celastraceae. The record is from RefSeq and is a predicted model, not a curated record. Gene Ontology annotation, molecular function: oxidoreductase activity; copper ion binding. The coding region runs from base 179 to 1801 and encodes 540 amino acids.